Molecule: messenger RNA, 1920 nt
Organism: Dictyostelium discoideum AX4
Lineage: Eukaryota; Evosea; Eumycetozoa; Dictyosteliales; Dictyosteliaceae
Exons: 3
Coding region: 1-1920 (639 amino acids)
Source: RefSeq, a predicted model, not a curated record
AUGUUAACAGAAGAUAAAUUAAAUAAAUGGAGAUUACUUUUAAUAACUAGCUGCUUAAUUGGUAUAAUUGCACCAACAUUAAUAAUAACUGCAUUUGCAUUAUUUGACCCUUCAAUUAUUAUUGUUAAAAUUUCGAUUUUACAAAAUUAUAAUUUAAAUGUUAGAAGAUGGGAAACAAUUUAUAAAAAAGAUUUUUCAAAAUAUAAAUUUUAUUUAUAUAUGAAUGAAACUAUUGGAUUAGAGAAUAGUUAUAGUGAUGAAUCAUUAUCUUCAUCAUCAUUGAUUUCUAGUAUUAUUAGUGAUGGAAUGUUUGAAAAUAUUGGUAGUAAAGAUAUUAGCAGCAGCAGCAUUAGUAGUAGUAGUAAUAGUGAGUAUAUGGAUAGAUUUCAAGAUGAAAAUAGUGGUGAUACAAAUAAAUUGAAUAUACAAUUUCAACAAAGUAAUAUAGCUGAUCAUGUUUCAUAUCCAACAACAGAGAUGAUACAGUUAUAUACACCAUUAGUAUUUAUAGCGAAUACAAGUUCAUUCUUACCAGAAAAGUAUGCAUUGAAUACAGUAAACUUUGAACCUUAUAAUGUAACACUUCAUCUAUUCGUUAGGAAACCAUCAUCAACUCAUUUAACUUAUGUUUCAAAAUUAUCAUUCUCACUAUUCAAUAAGAUUACCAAUGGUGUUCAAAAUAAUCUUCAACAUUCAAAACCACCAAAUAUUAACAAUAAUACCUCUUUAACUAAUUCUGACUCUAAUAAUAAACCACAUCAAAAUCAUUCACAUUCAAAAUCAACUUCUACUACAUCUAAUAAUAAUUAUAAUCAUAAUAAUAAUGAAGAAAAUAAUGUAUAUCAACAAUUUGAAAAUGCUUGCUUUGUCUUUAAAGAUUCUAUUGUUAUUGAAGAACCAUGUACAUAUAAAUCAAAAACUUUUAAUUAUUCAGAUAUCAAGGAUUUUAAUAAAACAACAGCAUUCAAUACAACAUUUAUAAUGAUAAAAUCCUAUAGGGAUCCAUAUAUAUUAGCGGGAACAUUAACAGAGGGGAGUUAUUCAUUUGCAAUGGAUAAAGGUACUCAAGGAAGAUUAGGUUUAGCAUUUUUAAUUGCUGGUUGCAUUGCUUUCCUCUUAUUUUUGAUUGUAGUUUGGAUCGUUGUAAAAAUGAAAAGAUAUCAAUCAUCUUUAGAUAAAAUAGAUGAUUUAAAUACAAAUAGUCCAUUGGAAAUGGAGGAAUAUAAUAAUAAUCAUGUUCAUUUUCAAAAUAACAAUAAUACCAAUACUAAUACUAAUACUAAUACUAAUAUUAAUAAUAUUGGUAAUAAUAGUAAUGUUAAUAUUAAUAAUAGUAAUAACAAUAAUAUUAGUAAUAAUGGAAGUGUAAAUAGAUUUAAUAGACCAAAUAAUUUUAAUGAAUUUAAUAAUGAAAAUAAUCAAGAUUUUCCAAAUUUUUAUGAUGAUUCUAAUAAUCAUAAUCGGAAUAAUGAUGAUCUUGAUAUACAACAUCACCAUCACCAUCAUCAUAAUCAAAUAUCACCAAAUUUAUCACAUCAAAACUUUGGUGAACCCCCACAACUAUCACAACAACAACAACAACAACAACAACAACAACAACAAUACCACCAUCAUCAUAAUCACCAUCAUCAAAAUAAUAUUAGCAACAACUUAAAUAGUUCACAACAAAAUAUAAGGCAACAUAUUGAAAACUUUGAAGAUGACCAAGAUUUAAUCAGUGCAGAAGAUGUACAAAGAUUCCAUAGUUUUAGAAGGUCCGAUAAUUUUAAUAACAACAAUAAUAGUUUUAGUGAUUUUGAUAAUCAUUCCUCAAUAUCCCAUAGUAGAUCAACUAAUCAACCAAUAAUAAGAAAUAAUAAUCAACAAAGAUAUUCUCAUAGCAAUAGCAGUAGUGAUCUUAAAAGUUCUUUUAGUGUUUAA